CUUUAAAAAAAAAAGAAAAGCACAGACAAAACCAACGACUUCCAUUUUCCUGCUAUCAAAUUCUGUGGUGAACCCCUGGGUUUCCUGUUUUCUCUUCUUUUACUUGGUUUCUAUUCAACAAAAAGAGAUAAGAAUGUCAAAAAAUACUGGACAAGCACAAUCAUCAUCACCGAAAACAAUGUCUGAAUGGAUUGAUAAACAAGGUGAACUGCCAUAUUCAAUAUGGGGCCUUUCUGCAGCUUCAUUAGCUACAUUGCCUUUAUCUGUCAAGAAAUAUCCUGGUAUUCCUUCACUGAUACAAACAAUAGCGUUUCCGGCCAUUUUCGCUGGUGCUGGAUAUGUGACUAAUGCAGGUGAUUCAGAUAACGGUGCCGGUAUUGCCACAGCUUGGUGUUUAUCUUGGUCUUUCUUAAAUGCUAAAAAUGCUUGGCAGUCUAAAAGACCUAUUCCGCUUACAUUAUUAGGCUUUGUUGCGUAUAACACAUUUGUAUAUGGUAAAAAGACAUUGAUUGUCAAUGGAUAUAUCUAGUCUGUGCAUCACAAGAGGGCGUUUCUUUUUAAAUGAAAACAAUAAAAAACUUUGUUUUCUUUUACACACACAC
This is a messenger RNA of Mycotypha africana, 602 nucleotides long. RefSeq lists its product as uncharacterized. Gene Ontology annotation, cellular component: mitochondrion. The transcript has 4 exons. The record is from RefSeq and is a predicted model, not a curated record. NCBI's taxonomy places the organism in Eukaryota, Fungi, Mucoromycota, Mucoromycetes, Mucorales, Mycotyphaceae. Bases 134 to 529 code for a protein of 131 amino acids.